AUGCGACGAUCGAAUGCUCGUACCCUUGAUCCAAAUCACAACACUACCAACGGUAAUAUGGACUCGAUCAAGCAUCAAUUCCGGCCAAACCCACCCUUCCGAUCCAGCAAUCUCUUUACCCACCGGAGUCCUAAACACAACACCACAAACACGAGGUCAAACAUAAUUCUCUUCACAGUUAUUGCUCUGAUUCUGUCAUUAUUGUGGUAUUUAUUUAUUUUUUCGGCAAAUAAUCUCAAUUCUGUGAAAAAGAAGUACGGGAUUGUGAUCGAUGGAGGAAGCACAGGGACACGAAUUCAUGUGUUUGGGUAUAGGAUUAGGAAUGGAGUGUCGGAGUUUGAUUUUGGCGGGGAGGGGUGGGAUUCUAUGCGGGUGAAUCCGGGGUUGUCGGCGUAUGCGGCGGAGCCGGAGGGGGCGGGGCGAUCGGUGGCGGAUCUGGUGGAAUUUGGGAGGAAAAAAGUGCCCAGAGAGUACUGGAAGGAGACGGAGAUCCGGCUAAUGGCGACCGCAGGGAUGAGGUUGCUGGAGAAGGAGGUGCAAGAAAGGAUUUUGGAGGCUUGCAGGAGUGUGUUGAGGUCGUCGCAGUUUAAGUUUCGGGAUGAUUGGGCGUCUGUUAUUUCAGGCUCCGAUGAAGGGGUAUAUGCUUGGGUUGUUGCUAAUUAUGCCCUUGGCACUCUUGGAGCAGAUCCUUACCAAACUACUGGAAUUAUUGAGCUUGGUGGUGCUUCUGCUCAGGUAACGUUUGUCUCAAGUGAGCAUAUUCCUCCUGAAUUCUCUCAUAGAAUCAAAUUCGGGAAUUUCUCUUACAAUCUCUACAGUCAUAGCUUGCUUCAAUUUGGUCAGAAUGUUGCAUUUGACUUACUGCGGGAAUCCCUUGGUACGAGGGGCCUGGAAUUGGGUAGGUAGAAAUUCUAUUCCUUUUGCUGUUGGUCCUUUAUACAUAAUAUGUCUCGUGAAUCUUUAGAAUAAUGAAUUUGGCUUAUUGUGAGAGUUACUUGCUGUUAUCGAUCAGAAAAGCAAAACAUGCAAAUUACUUGUUUUGAAUUGGGUAAGAAGAUACACUUUUACUUGUGCUAGUGGUUCUAUGCGAUUUAAUUUAAGGAUCUCUGAACACCUGUUGUCUGGCCUGUAACCUAAAUUAUCGAAC
Molecule: messenger RNA, 1147 nt
Organism: Ilex paraguariensis (yerba mate)
Lineage: Eukaryota; Viridiplantae; Streptophyta; Magnoliopsida; Aquifoliales; Aquifoliaceae
Source: the annotation of a GenBank genome assembly